Messenger RNA from Paramacrobiotus metropolitanus, 805 nucleotides. RefSeq lists its product as uncharacterized. Gene Ontology annotation, biological process: sensory perception of taste. NCBI's taxonomy places the organism in Eukaryota, Metazoa, Tardigrada, Eutardigrada, Parachela, Macrobiotidae. The record is from RefSeq and is a predicted model, not a curated record. The transcript has 3 exons. Gene Ontology annotation, cellular component: membrane. Bases 27 to 716 code for a protein of 229 amino acids.
UGAAGACCAUCAAUAUUGUCAUUUGUAUGGCUGGACAUUUUGUUGCGAGUUUUGUUUACAUCCUUCCGCUAAUGCUCUUUGCACUGUUGGGUGACUGCGUUUGUGCCGAAUUUGACAGUCUAUAUAAGCAUUUGCAAAGGCAUAUUACCUCAGAUGGCGAAAUUAUUCAUCGGUCAGUGGAGUGGUACCGGCAAGCUCACGAAAAGCUGUGUGUUCUGAUUGAGAUGAUCGAUGAGAUAUUCGCACCAGUUGUUUUAGUCGGCAUUUUUGCGAGUGUACUAGAAAUGUUCAUGCUCGUGUUUACCGUGUCGGAUUUUUUGACGCACGGACGGUUUACCGCUCUUAUCGCCUUUAAUGAAUUUUUCUGGUUCUCCUUCCAUUUUGGUCAAGUGUGCAUCAGUACCGUCAUCGGGAUAAAGGUCAACAGAGCGGCUCACUCCAUUCUGCAGUUGCUGUACAAGCUGAAUAUUCCCAGGUUGAAGCAGUCGGGAGAAAUUCCUAGUCUGUCGGUAUUUUUGAAUAAGCUUACCGGUAACCAUAUCGGCUUUACGUGCGGAGGCUUGUUUACCAUUGACGCUUCGGCUGUGUUGACUAUAUCCGGAACUUAUAUCACUUACCAGCUUUUGCUGUUUCAAUUGCAAAAAGAUUUCGGCUCACCUACCGAUACCACCGCCGCUGUGUCUGUAUUCGAUCAAAUUCAUAACGUAACAAAGUAGAACAAAAUGUACAAAAGUACUGUCUCUCCCCGUAUAAAGGAUAACUGUUAACUGUCCAUGUACAAAGUACUUCACGAAAAAGUUUUCAC